UUUUAUUUUGAAAUAAGCAGAGUGGGUGUGCUGUGUGUGCCGUUUCUCUUCCUGUUAGCCGCUUCUUGGCCGGGGUUCGUCUGCUGCGCUUGAACUUCCGACACGGCAGAAUCGGUCUUUAUUACAGCAGCACAUCACAUUACAGAUGGACCAGCAGGACCAGUCCUAUAUGUUUGCCAGUCUGACACGACCUCACUCUGAGCAACUGCUACAAGGCCUACAGCUCUUGCGGCAGGACCAUGAACUGUGUGAUAUUGUGUUAUGUGUAGGCGAUGCAAAGAUUCAUGCCCACAAAGUGGUGCUGGCCAGCAUCAGUCCAUAUUUCAAGGCCAUGUUCACAGGUAACCUGUCAGAAAAGGAGACAUCUGAGGUGGAAUUCCAGUGCAUUGACGAGACGGCCUUGCAGGCCAUUGUUGAGUACGCAUACACAGGCACAGUGUUUAUUUCCCAGGAAACUGUGGAAUCUCUGCUACCAGCUGCCAACUUACUGCAGGUCAAGCUAGUACUUAAGGAGUGCUGCUCCUUUUUGGAAAGCCAGCUGGAUGCUGGGAACUGCAUUGGCAUUUCUCGCUUUGCAGAGACUUACGGCUGUCAUGACUUGUGCCUGGCUGCAACCAAAUUCAUCUGUGAGAACUUUGAGGAAGUCUGUCACACGGAGGAGUUUUUUGAACUGACAAGGGCUGAGCUGGAUGAAAUUGUGUCCAACGACUGCCUUAAAGUAGUCACGGAGGAGACUGUGUUUUACGCACUGGAGUCAUGGAUCAAAUAUGAUGUAACUGAAAGACAGCAGCAUCUGGCUCAGCUGCUGCACUGUGUGCGCCUUCCGCUCCUCAGUGUCAAAUUUCUUACUCGUCUGUACGAAGCCAACCAUCUUAUACGAGAUGAUCACGCGUGCAAGCACCUGCUCAACGAGGCCCUCAAAUAUCAUUUUAUGUCGGAGCACCGGCUGUCCUAUCAGACUGUACUGUCGGCACGGCCCAGGUGUGCCCCCAAGGUGCUGCUGGCAGUCGGAGGAAAAGCUGGACUGUUUGCUACAUUAGAAAGCAUGGAAAUGUAUUUCCCUCAGACUGAUUCAUGGAUCGGAUUGGCCCCUCUCAGCGUUCCCCGAUACGAGUUUGGCGUGGCAGUACUAAACCACAAGGUGUACGUGGUGGGAGGCAUCGCAACACACAUGAGACAGGGCAUUAGCUAUCGCAGACAUGAGAGCACAGUGGAAAGCUGGGACCCCGAAAGCAACACGUGGUCUUCAGUGGAGCGCAUGGCUGAGUGCCGCAGCACUCUGGGGGUGGUGGUCCUGGCUGGGGAGCUGUAUGCCCUAGGAGGAUACGAUGGACAAUAUUACCUCCAGUCGGUGGAGAAAUAUGUUCCCAAGUUGAAAGAGUGGCAGCCUGUGGCGUCCAUGACAAAGUCUCGCAGCUGCUUUGCUACUGGAGUGCUGGAUGGGAUGGUAUAUGCUAUCGGAGGCUACGGCCCGGCACAUAUGAACAGCAUGGAGCGGUAUGACCCCAGCAAGGACGCCUGGGAAAUGGUAGCCCCCAUGGCAGAUAAGAGGAUCAACUUUGGGGUUGGUGUUAUGCUCGGCUUCAUAUUUGUGGUGGGUGGGCACAAUGGCGUGUCACACCUGUCCAGUAUUGAGAGGUAUGAUCCGCAUCAGAACCAGUGGACAGCCUGCCGACCAAUGAAUGAGCCGCGCACGGGUGUCGGCUCUGCGAUUGUGGACAAUUGCCUUUAUGUGGUGGGAGGUCACUCUGGGUCAUCCUACCUGAACACUGUCCAGCGCUAUGACCCAAUUUCUGACAGUUGGUUGGACUCAAACGGCAUGACAUACUGCCGCUGUAACUUUGGCCUGACUGCCCUUUGACCCAUGGCCCAGCCAACUAGGAGCCAAUAAGAGAAGUUAGACACAAAACUUUUUGUUCUUGUUAUUGUUGUUGUUGCCUCUUCCUUCCCCACGUUCAGCCUUCAGGGGCAGAAGUGCGCUGUGCCGCUAUGCGGCACGAUGGUGUCAUGAAAGCCUCCUAGGUGGACGGAAGAGACGGACAAGCCGGUGAGCAGCGGGGAUCACCGAUACAAUUGCGGUGACGAGGAUGUGAAGAGGUUGCGUGCUGUUGGACAACACUGGCGACUGUGAGCCAUUUUCCAUCGGACUAUGGGAGUAAUCGGUCCAUGUUCACGUUGGCAGACAUUUUUUCGGUUAUCUCCAUCAGUCGUUUUAACAUCCACUGCACCACCUCCCCUCCCAUCUGUUUAGGUUUUGUAGUUUGCUGUGCGUCCAUAUGAAUACGUGGUUGUUGGCCUUCAGUGCUGACAUGUGCAUGUCUGGUCAGAUGACUUGUGUGUCUACGUUUAGAUGUGAUGCUGCACCUCAGUGACGAACCAGUUCUGCAUCAAACCAAAGGGCUGCCUUUUUCUCUCUUGUACAUAGACAAAAAUAUAUACAACUACGACUAUAUCCUCGAGUGCGUUGCCUGUACAUGUUUUCUGCACUGGGUCACUCGUCUGUGCGUUUGAUACCGGGGGGUGACCGUGUCGCCUGGAGACAUUUCAAAACUCUGUCAAACACGUUCUGUUACGGCUUCCUCACGUCAGGUCGUGCACUUGCUAUUUCACAGUUGUUGAAAUCGGACCUCGACCUCGUUUUCACCCCAUUGGUUCUGUAAAUAAUACUGACUGGUGCUAUAUUUAGGAUUCAGGAUCCAGCUGUUUGUCUGUGUUGCCCCCUGCAGUUAGUCCGUAUGACCGCAUUGUACGUUUAUUGGAUUUAUGUGACUCCAAAUGUCUCACAGAGCCACGCAAUAAGCUGAAAGCACUCGGCCUGAAGUAUUAUUUUCGUAGUUUGUUUUUAUGAUCAGACGGUUGGUUAAAGAAAAAUUCCCAACACAGUUUCACAGACGCCGUUUCCCAGGUGACUUUAAAUGACUCAUCGAGCAGCAAAACAUUCCUGUGGUUUGUGACAAUCUGUCAAAACCACUUUCUCAGCUUAAGUCCAAUUUAGGCUAAUUCACAGUUAGUUUAAGGCUGCUUACAUGAGUGUAAAGCAGUCUAAAAGUACUUUAAAUCCAUCCAUCUUUUGUCACAAAAUAUAAUUAGUUCACAUUUAAUCUCAUUAAAGGAAUUAAAGUCAUUUUACUGUUUAAAACGGUUUAAAAGAAAAUAACCAUUUUGAGCUAGUUUAGAAAAGGUUUACACACAAUUUAAAAUCAGUUUUGUUGUUAACGGAUGUAAGUGGUUAACAGAACACAUGAUUUUCAAUCAGCCAAACACAAUUGAUGUGUUGCAACUUUAUGGGCAGCGUGUAGUCGUAACGACAUUAUCAGCGGGAUGGCAGUAAAUACAACAAAGUUCAGUUCUAGUCAAUCACUGGUUCCUUUUUGGGGAUUGACCCCCAAAACUCAGUAGUUUCUAUUCAGAUCCCGCUGAACAUUUUCAGCAGAUUUUAUAGAAAUGUUUUUAUUAAGCCUACUAAUAAACCAACAAGGAUACAAGAAUUUGUUUAACCUUUUAUUCUAAUUGAGGUAAAAAUGAUCCAUGUACGGUCGGUGUAAUGUUGUUCUUUACGCUGAUCUCUUGUUCACCCUGUGUCCCAAAAACAGUUGAAAGUUGACCAGUAGAGACUUGAAUAUGGGUGAUCACCAGUUCCAAAUUUGAGUGUCUGACUGGAAAAACCAAUCUGAUUUUCUACCGGUGAAACAGAUUUCAGUCCAUACUGGUCAUAACUCCAGACCUCUGCUUGGUUGAGGUGUCUCUUAUGUUGGCUAAAGAUGACUGUCAUCUACAAAGGAAAAUAAUAGUUUAUUUAGUUGUUUGUUCAUGCGUCCACCAAAUUAUUUUUAGAAACUGUAAAACAGAGACAUUGAUCCAGAGGCAUAAUGUAGCUUGAGUUCCGUGUAUGACCGUGACCUUUUAAAGUGGCAAGUUUUGCUUUUUGUUCAUCAUCCACCAAGUUGUCACAGAAUCCAUCAAAGAUUUCUUGGGUCUGAAUCAUAGAUAUGUUUUUGCUUCUUUGCUUGUGAGUCGGCCUGAAAUCGCCUCGAUGGUCUCUUUUAUUGAUAGUGUUUGCUGGACGAUAGCAGUUACUAAUGCGAGCCAGUUGGAGGUUUAUUUUCAGCCCAGCUGUCUUAUUUUGAUUUAUUCAUAUAUUGCGUUUCUGCCAGUGCAUUUUAACAGAUCAGUUUCUGUUAUAACACAUAGCUAAAUGAACUCACACUGUUCAAACCCCUGAAAUAUUUCCUUUUGUCUCUUUCUUACUGAUGUAAUUGUUGACGUGUUACAUUCUUCCAGGCUGUUGUGCAGAUGGAUGUAGAACAUCACGAUUUCUAUCUGUCACUUCAGUCUUCCACCGUACAUUCUUAAUGAGUACACUGGAGUCCAGACUGGUUGAGAUACUUGGUGAACGGUAGGGAAUGAUCAGUGGAUGACCAGUGGACUGCCACAGGCUGGGUGCUACACCCUGAACAACUUGGCCCUGCCAAAUGUUUUCCACAUUUGGUAGAUAGAUGGUGCCAAAUUAGUAGACUGUAAGGAACAAUCGUCCAUUUCAGUGCCACACUGAUGGCAGAUAUCACAGAUGUGUGGCCUGGGGCGUUGUCCUGACCAAACCAGAACCCCUAUUUAGCUGUCUUGGGAGUUGAGUAUGAGUCUUGUAAUGUUGACUCAUUUAUGGUUUUGACUCUUGAGAAAGUUCUUCAAGCAUUGCCUUUGUAUCCCAGGAAUCUAAGGCCAUGACCACAAUGAAGUGAACUUGGCCUUUGCGGGGGGUAAGAAUACUACAUUCCACUUCACAGGUUGGAUCUUUGUCUCAAAGAUAUGGACUUCGCACUUCUCGUUGGUUAGAAAAAAUUCAAUGAAUUUAGUCUGCUCCAUUGCAGAAUGUUCCUUGUUUUGGUUUGUGCUUCUGUCUGUGGAAGGUUCUCAACUUUCUUACAAGAGAGUCCAGCUACAGUAGCAUGUAUCAGGCAGUGAGUUUUGCCAUUUGAUGCGGUGGGGGUAUGUUGUCAGUGGGGGGUACCGGCCAUCCAGAACUUGAGUCUUUUUCACAGAUCUUUCUACCCUUUGGAAAUUCAGCCGUCCACUUGUGUGUUGUUGUCCACUACUGUAGCAGAUGUAUGGAGGUGAAUGUCUUUAGGAUUUGAACUGUUCCUCUGCAGGUACUUGAUGAUAUUAUUCCCCUGCCAUUUUGACAAAUGCUCUAUUCUUUUUUUCUUUGACAAACCCCUAAAAUUGGUCAUAUCUGGAAAAUGAGCAAUUAGUAGUUGGUUAGUUCUUCAAUAGACCCAAGAAAGAAGUAUCCACACCUUACUAACUGCAGCACCAUCUUGUGGUGGUGGAGUUGAAGUGUCAUUGCUUUAAAUUGAAGGAUAGAAAUGACGAGGAGGAAUUGGCUGUACCAGCAGUUAGCUUUCACCUAAAUUACAACCAACUUAAGCUUCAGUUUGUUUCAGAAAGAUUUUCCUCCUAUGAUGAGGAUUCCACAUUCUGAUCCAUGAAUUUACAGAGUCUUUGAUAUGUUUGGGUCCCCUGAUAAUGCAUAAAAAAGAAUAAAGUAGACCUGAGAUUUGAGGUGCUAGAACACAGCCUAGGCCUAGAACAUCCUGGAUUCACUCUCACUCACUCAUCUUCAACUGCUUAUCCUGGUUCGGGUCAUGGGGGCAACAGCUCCAGCAGGGGACCCCGGACUUCCCUUUCCUGUGCCACAUUGACCACCUUUGACU
Messenger RNA from Thalassophryne amazonica, 5711 nucleotides. RefSeq names its product kelch-like protein 28. NCBI's taxonomy places the organism in Eukaryota, Metazoa, Chordata, Actinopteri, Batrachoidiformes, Batrachoididae. Gene Ontology annotation, molecular function: protein binding. Bases 146 to 1861 code for a protein of 571 amino acids. The record is from RefSeq and is a predicted model, not a curated record. The transcript has 6 exons.